This is a messenger RNA of Magallana angulata, 880 nucleotides long. RefSeq lists its product as uncharacterized. The coding region runs from base 2 to 814 and encodes 270 amino acids. The record is from RefSeq and is a predicted model, not a curated record. The transcript has 6 exons. Lineage: Eukaryota; Metazoa; Mollusca; Bivalvia; Ostreida; Ostreidae.
GAUGGUUCUGAAGUUCCGCAGCAUUGAUUUGGAGGCGCUACAGAACCUCCACCUGACCACGCGGGGGGACAUCUCAGAUGACCUCCAGCACCAGGUCAACAGCCUACUGCUGGGGGAGGUGGCCCAGUCCUUCAAUCUCACCUGGAUAAAACAGGACAAAAUGUCCUUUGAGAUUAAAAAAUCGACCCAAAGUAAAAUUGACAUGGAAGCUGAGGUAGAGAAGAUCCAGAGUGCUGUCAAACAAGGGCAGAUAGUGCUACACGUCCAUUACAUCAGGCCUAUAGUGGCCACUGAGGCAUUCACUCAGAGGACAUUCAAAGAGUUGUGUCCAGAUAAAUACCAGAUGUCCACCUCCCCACCCCCACUGAAGACAACAGUUACCAGUCUCAAUACCAAUUAUAGCACAGUUACACCCUCCAGCCAGGCCCCCAGUCUGAUCGUCAUAUAUAACACCUCAGAGAUGACCCGCGCGGAGGCCGACGCCGUCGUCUUGGAUACAGUCCACACCUGUCUGAUAGAGAUCCACUCCUGUGAGUCCUGUAUGAGCCGUUACUCCCGCGACUCCUGCUCCUUCCAUCCACUGACCACCGACAGCCCACCCUCCACCACCCACAAGAUGAACGAGUCUACCCCAGCGAUAAGUCAGGAGGAGGAGAUCCACCUGGGAGCGGUGACCAUCACCAUCAUAGCCACCGCCGGCUGCUUCCUGCUAGCCCUCGCUCUCUGGACAGCCGAUUACGUGAGAAAAGCAACCACAAAGAAAUCCAAAUUUAAACGGAAACAACAUAAAAUAGAAAUGGACAUACAACAAUGAACUGAACUUGAUUUUUGAACGAAACAUUCUUGUAUGUUUCUAAAAUAAAGUAAUUUUGUAAUUGGU